Messenger RNA from Cimex lectularius (bed bug), 2314 nucleotides. Its product is annotated as neural cell adhesion molecule 1-like. Gene Ontology annotation, molecular function: cell-cell adhesion mediator activity; axon guidance receptor activity. Gene Ontology annotation, cellular component: plasma membrane; axon; neuronal cell body. The record is from RefSeq and is a predicted model, not a curated record. NCBI's taxonomy places the organism in Eukaryota, Metazoa, Arthropoda, Insecta, Hemiptera, Cimicidae. The transcript has 11 exons. Gene Ontology annotation, biological process: axon guidance; homophilic cell-cell adhesion; synapse organization. Bases 123 to 1583 code for a protein of 486 amino acids.
CAGCUCCCAACAGAAUCAGUCGGCAACUCGCCAACGAAGAGUCAACGCCGUAAGGAGUCUCUUCUGGGCCCAUUCAAAUUUAUUAAUUUUGAAAUUCGCGAGUGAUACAUUUAAAGGACACAAUGAAGAAUAGUGUUUACUUGGUGUUUUGUCUUGGAAUUUUUUCCGCUUCGUAUCGAGCAUAUGGGAUGCCUUCUCCAGAUGAUGAUUACAAUAAUGAUGAUAUUAUAAAUGAUGAUCUAGUGGAUGAUUAUGACGAUGAACCAAAAAUGGUGUCCAGAAAUGAGAAUUACACUGUUGCAGUUGGUGCAACAGUUUCAUUACCUUGUAAGAUCGAAGGAGAGGAUCCAGUAGUACAAUGGACUUAUAGUGAUAGUAAAAGGGAAAAGAAACCUGUACGGCUUUUUUUCGGCACACACAGGCAAGAGGCGGACCAUCGCAUAUAUUUGUCAGCUGAUUUUACAUUGACAAUAUCCAAUGCCAAUCUGAAAGAUUCUGGUCAAUACAAAUGUAUCCUGGGGUUUAAAAAUGUUACAGAAAAUGAAUUAAACUCAGUGAUGUACUACGUAAGAGUCGGAGCACCCACCCCGAAGAUUGCUGCAAUGAGACCGGCCAAUUCGCAAACUCUAAUGAUAGGACAGCCUAUGACUUUUAUGUGUGAAGGCCAAGGGAAACAUAAACUGGACGUUUACUGGUUGAGAGAAUUGAAAUAUUUAAACCGUAAUGAAACGAUUAACAGCAGAGAAAUUAAAUAUGACAAGGUUAAACCUGAACACGCUGGUCGUUACACAUGUGUAGUCAAGAAUCGAGAUGGUAAAGACAUGAAGACUGUUGACUUAAUAGUCCUUGCACCUCCUGUAAUGAGUGCUGAGCGCAGAGUUGUUACAACGUCAGAAAACUUUGAAUCUGAACUUAAAUGCAUUUCUGCACCGAACAAUGAAAAAAUAGAGGUAACUUGGUACAGAGAUGGGCAACAAAUCAUUCCUAACGAUAAGAACUAUUUUGUCAAUGUAAAUGGAGAUGAUAAAUCAGUAAAACAGUACACUUUGAGAAUCAUUCCAACAAAAAAGAACGACUUAGGUACAUAUGAAUGUACAGGAGUUAAUAAGUACGGAAGAAAUUCUUCUGUGAUAAUGCUCAUAGAUGAGCCUUUGCCCCCUGUCUUAUUAAGUGGAAAUCCAAGUGGAGAUAAUGGUUAUGUUUUGACUUACAUGUCUGAAAGCCAAAUUAAAUUUCUUAAUUAUGAAAUGGCAUAUAAAAGACAGCAGGAUGAUGAUUGGAUAUAUGAAAAAAAUGCCUUAGGCAGUAAUGAAAAUGUUUUGGAAUUUUCCCAUACUUUUAAAGAUCUAUCACCUCAUACAUACGAGGCAAAGGUGCGAGUGAACAACUUAAAUGGAUGGUCUUUGUGGUCUGAAGUAACUCAUUUUUCAGGGCAAUCUACUAUGGCCAAAGAAAAAGAAGUUGAAGUCAUGCAAUCUAAAUUACUAGAACUCAACACCGGUCACAAUCCGGCAUCCUCAAUAAACAUAAGAAAAUCUUAUUUCCCUGUGGUAAUCUUACUUAUUUUUUUCUUCCUUAACUAAAAAAGAAACUGAAGACUAUUACAGUGCUUGAAGGUUGAGGAAAUUCUAAGCUCCAAAGAGCAUAGAUUAAUGGAAGGUGAGCUUAUCCUGUUUUUCCUUGUGCUUAAAAUCAGCCAAUAACUAUUUUUCAAUUAUAAACAUUUGUUUUUCUGUUUUUGUUUUUAUUACAAAAAAAAGUCGAUGAUAACAUGAAUAUUCAUUUAGAAUAAUAAAUUUCACUUGUAAUGUUUUCAAACCAUAAACUCAGCCUUCAAGGUGAACUUUAUCGUGAUAAAAAAAUUAAUUAAUUAAAAAAACAAGAAAAACAGAGGCAUGCCAAAAAAAAAAAAAAACUCGAUCCAUUAAAUUGAAAUUUCUAGUGAUGAAGUUGUCAAUUGGCAAAAUAUUUUAAGCUUCUUAAUAUUACUCCUUAAUUGAGGAAACUAGUCGUUUUUAUUUUUGAUCAGUAAAUAAUGGCUGAAGUAAAGAUCAACUUAUAAUAGUGCAUUAAUUUAUUUAUAUUGGCAACUCUAUCACUAUAAAUAUAAAAACCAAGAGCAAAUGUUUUAUUACCUUUUAAAAUUUAAAACAUGGUGUAUUUAAUGACAAGCAGUUUCAAAAUCCAUAAGUCAGAGCUAGUUAUUAUAAAGUUUAUUGUAAAAUUGUAUUUAAAUAUGUAAUUAUGGAAUUGUAAAAAAAAAGUAUAAUGUUAUAAUUAAGGAAUAAUUUUCAUAGCAUUUAAAAUAUGCACA